AUGUACAAGAUUAAGGUGGCAGAAUCACCUAACAUUCGCAGAAUUCAUUCUAUGCUACGAAACUUCUCAAUGGAAGCUGAUACUAAUUUCCAUACGGAGCAUGCUGAUACUGGAAUGAACAUUUCUAAGGUCAAAUUCUCAUUGGCAACGCUUGGAAUGAUGUCUGUAUUGUCGAUUCUUUUUGCCUUGCUGGCAUUUCUUAAUUUGAUAUCUGUCCAGGGAAGAUCAACUUCAGCUGGUUUAUCUGUGGUGACUUCUGUGAACCUACGUAAUGUCAUGUGUGAAAUAGCCCGUUCAAUAGCGCUAAUUGCAAUUAUCACAUCCAUUUCUGUUUUUCUGCUCUCAACUUUACAAUUUUUUUUUGCUCUUAAAAUGUUAAAAACCAAUCCAUUGGCUGUUAAAAGAGUAUUAUCGUUUCUAAGUGCUGGCCGGUACUUACGUUGCUGCGUUUAUAUUGUCUGGUUUCUUGGCGUACUCUUUUUCAUUGUUGGUAGUGUACUACAGGUAAUGGUACUACCAGAACGAGCUGGUGUCUUUUCUCGCAAUGUCGGUGCGGUGUUUAGUAUCACUUCAACUGCUACUUGUAUCGCUGGUUUAAUUCACUGCAUUUAUGCCUGGUAUUCUAGAAAUACCCAGAAGCAAAAAUAUUAUUAUGAGAAUGGUAAUUUGUCAACUCUUGUUUGA
Molecule: messenger RNA, 684 nt
Organism: Thelazia callipaeda (thelaziosis nematode)
Lineage: Eukaryota; Metazoa; Nematoda; Chromadorea; Rhabditida; Thelaziidae
Source: the annotation of a GenBank genome assembly